CAGCGAUGAGAAGCCUCCACUGAGACGUGCUGUACUCCCCGAUAAUUUGGUGAGCAUCAGAGAUGAGAAGGACUGAUGGAUGAAUGCCAUUGAAUGGAAGGAUGUGCAUCUCAUCUCAUCUUCUUGCUGAUCUUUUUUUGCUUCAGGCGUUGUCGACCUAUAGCCAUGGCGGCUGCAGCGUCAUCUUCAUCCGCUGCUGCUGAUGAUGAUACUGUGGCCGGCUUGCCGCAGCCACCUGUGAGUGGCCUGUGAGUGAAUUCUUAAGACUGCACACACACACACAGAUCAUAUGCCACGCAUCACGGUUGUCUCUUAUUGUUUCAUCCAUCAGGCAAUGUCAUCAUCGAGUCGCGGCCGCCCCACCAGCCCUCAAGACCUGCUGCCCCUGCUCAUCAGCAAAGCCGCCCGCUCGAAUCCCACCAGACGCGCACUGAUCGCACAGAUUGCCAACGGCCCCUUCACUCAGCAACAGCUGCAGCUGGACCAUAACAAGGAGAGCAUCACCCGCACUGUGACCCAGGGCGUCAAGAAGCAAAUCGACGCCCAGCUCGUUGCCAAGGGCCUCAAGGACAUCGUCUCCCUCUCCGCUGACCUGACAUCGCUCGACGUGCUGCUGGACCUGGUAUACUUCAUCGACACGAGCGGCGAGCUGGCGGGCUGGGAGCCGAUCAUCAGGGUGGCCAAGCAUCAGGGGCGGGGAGGCGGGCAGUUGCCGAUAGAGCUGACCAGUGCUGAUGUGGAGGCGGUGGGCAGCCGGGCGGUCUACGACAGCCGGUGUGAGGCGCUGCGGCAGCUCUCGCUGAUCGGCCGGCACAUCGGUAUGACGCUCGGGCGCGACGAUGGCGAGGAACGGCUGAAUGGGCUUCGGCUGACCAUCCGCCCACUGCAGACACUGCCGGCCGACCAUCCCUUCCGCGAUGGAUACGACCCGGCCAACCCCGUGUGUGAGUAUCAUGGUGAGGGCGGGAGAGAAGGGGAGGACUAUAGGAGGGGGACCAUUGGGUGUGUGUGUGUGUAGGUUCUGAGUUUCCGUCCAUCCGCGACGCUGUGCUGUUUGAGUGAGAAAAAUGACACACGCGGACACAUAAACACAUUGGCUGCACCGCUCUGCCGUGAUGUGUCUGAUCAGGAUGCGUUGGGGAGGGUCGGAGGUCGUGUACCAGGAUGGCAACCGGUGGCACAAUGCCCCAAUCUACGACCGACUGGUCAGCCUCACACCCACAGACACACGAUUGCCUCACCAGCUGUCCCCCUCGCUCAUUGUCAUAUCUCACUUUCUCUUCAGCGGCAGCUCGCCUCUCAGGAGUCGCCCAUCUGGGGCUGUCACACCACCAGCACCAGACACUGGGCGGCAGCAGACUUCCGGCGCAUCAUAGUGCUGCACGGCGACCAGCCCGGCCACCACGUCGAGGCACACAUCGCCAUCAGCAGCUCCCCCAUAUAUGCCAUCGCCUACCUCUACACGACGAAGCCUCCGGUGGAUGGCAAGGAGGGAGCCGCCAGGUUCCGGUGGAUGGCAAGGAGGGAGCCGCCAGGUUCCCCCAGACAGUGACGGUGGUGCGGCAGGUGAUGGGGGCCGACGCACAGGUGGCGUUCGGCACCCAGCUGGCCUAGCUCUCCCCCCUGCAGCUGCUGGUGGUGGUGGUGGCCCCGCCCCUGCAGGUUACCACACCGCCCACACCCCUCCCCCCCGCCACCGCACACUUGCCUGAUGGACGACCCCCACGUGUGUGUCAUGCCUUGUGUGUCAGGACUGAUUCUGUGGUGCAGGUGGACAGGGUGGCGGCCUCUUUACAGAUGCGAUGUGUGAUUGAACCUUUACCUUCAAGGCGGUCGGUGUGCAAUCUCUGUCUGCCUGUCUACAGUCUGUCUGUGUGUGUGUGCGCAUACAGACAGGGA
Vitrella brassicaformis is the source of this 1899-nucleotide messenger RNA. NCBI's taxonomy places the organism in Eukaryota, Vitrellaceae. The record is from the annotation of a GenBank genome assembly.